Messenger RNA from Podospora anserina S mat+, 1392 nucleotides. RefSeq lists its product as uncharacterized. The transcript is spliced from 3 exons. Bases 1 to 1392 code for a protein of 463 amino acids. The record is from RefSeq and is a predicted model, not a curated record. Lineage: Eukaryota; Fungi; Ascomycota; Sordariomycetes; Sordariales; Podosporaceae.
AUGGAAACGCUGCACGCUGAAGGAGAACCGCCCUUUCUUGCUGUUGCUGAUCAAGACGGCACCUCCCCUUCUCCAAAUAGUAAUGGCACUGCCAACACGGGCAAUGACGACGAUCCAGGAUACGUCGAGUGCCCGGUUGAAGGGUGUGGAGAAUUUCUUCUUCUUAGCCAGGUGGAAUAUCACUUAGAACUCCAUACUGCAGAGGAGACCGGCGUCCAUGAUCAUCACCCUCCUCCACCAGACCCUAUCACAGCCGUGUCAGAACCUACUGCAUCAUCAUCACCCUUAUCAAACGCUCCUGAAUCAGUAUCAAAAUCAUCUCACAAGGCCUCGGAGCCAAGUACACGCCACUCCAAGGCGAUAUCAGCGUGGAAAAGACUCCUGAAAAUGCCUAGUUCCUCUUCAUAUUCACAUCGUAUUCUAUGGCGUCGCCAUGAUUCUAAGACGUCUGGCGAUUCCGAGAGUAAAACGCGCGGGACGCGGUUGGGUGUAAGUUCAUGUCUGCAUUUUAAAUAUGCGCACGAAGACCGAAUGCCAGACUGGCUUGCGGACCUUUUACGGAAAAAGGGACAAGUCCAAACAGCUGGCGUAGUCCCGGUCCUAGCCCAACUCCUCGAAUCCUCCCCCUCGACCCACCGCGCCUACCUCUGCCACCCCUGCGUCCACCACAUCUCCAAGCUCAAGCGCGAAGGCGGCUUCUGCGGCUACCGCAACAUCCAAAUGCUCUGCUCCUACCUAACCCAACCCCCCCAAUCAACCACCAUCCCCAACGCCCACAAGCUCGCCUCCCAAAUCCCAACAAUCUUCCAAAUCCAAGACUACAUCGAGACGGCCUGGGACAACAACAUCUCCGCCACGGGCCGCGCCGAAACAGGCGGGAUACGCAACACGAGAAAGUACAUUGGCACCCCCGAGGCGGUGGCCAUGUUUAGGUACUUGGGCGUCCCGUUUGCUGCCCAGUCGAUCAAGGACAAGUCCCCCGCCAAGGCGGUCGAGAUGCUGCUGAGGACGGUGGAGGAGUAUUUUAGGUCAGAUGACAAGGCGAUAGUGAGGGGGGAGGGGGGCAAGGUGAGGUUGACGGGGUUGCCGCCGUUGUAUUUUCAGCAUUUGGGGCAUUCGAUGACUAUUGUUGGGUUUGAGAGGGGGGCGGGGACGGGGGAGGGGAGGUUGUUGGUUUUCGAUCCGCAUUUUAAGGAUUGUUAUCAGGUUUUGGGGAUGGUGGGGAUGAACAAUAACAGUAAUAAUGGUGGCGAUGGGAAGAGGGGGGCGGGGGUGGUGCCGGUGAGGUAUCCUUAUCCGGAUGGGGCGCUGAAGGGGUAUAGGAGGGGUGGGGGGUAUUUGGGGGAUUUUAAAGAGUUUGAGCUUUUGAAGUGGGUUGGACUAAAUUGUUGA